Molecule: messenger RNA, 404 nt
Organism: Hermetia illucens (black soldier fly)
Lineage: Eukaryota; Metazoa; Arthropoda; Insecta; Diptera; Stratiomyidae
Gene: mRpS21
Product: 28S ribosomal protein S21, mitochondrial
Exons: 2
Coding region: 72-335 (87 amino acids)
Biological process (GO): translation
Cellular component (GO): ribosome
Molecular function (GO): structural constituent of ribosome
Source: RefSeq, a predicted model, not a curated record
UUAGGUUAUGUAACUGUCAUCACAUAUCCAUAACUUCGUCCGGUGUUAUUCCCCCGCGGCCGCAUUAGAAAAUGAAACACAUUAAGUUCAUCGCUCGAACAGUGUUCGUACAAAACAAUAACGUCGAAGAAGCCUGCCGUGUAUUGAAUCGAAUCCUAGGAAAGGAGGAAAUCUUCGAUCAGUUCCGGAGGACUCGCUACUAUGAAAAGCCAUUCCAGGUCCGCCGCCGUGUAAACUUUGAAAAGUGCAAGUCAAUAUACAACGAGGAUAUGGACCGGAAAAUCCAAUUCAUUCUCAGGAAAAAUCGAGUCGAACCGUUUCCGGGUUGCAACUAAAGCCUGACUUCGCCGUAGAAAUAAUGAUGUUAUCCUAAGGAUGUUAAUAAAGUAAUUGUGUUUAACUAA